AUGCGGGGUCGUCUACGUGAGGCAGCAGUGCCUAUCGAGUUUCACAGGGCCGCAUCACCAACAGUGCGUUUCCGAAAUCCUCGUGGUGUAAUGGAGUCUCGACCAAAGGCAGCGUUGACAACUCUAACGCUUCUGGGUGUCAUAUAUACUGCGAGUAUCAGCGGUGGGUAUGGCUUGGAGGAGUCUGUAAGUGCUGGUGGGCCGCUGUUAACUAUAGUAUUCCUCUGUAUCAUCCCAUUUCUGUGGGGUAUACCCGUGUCAUUGUGCGUUGCGGAACUCUCGUGUGCGAUUCCGUCAAAUGCUGGUCCUAUCAUGUGGGUGAACGUCACAUUUGCUCCAUGGUUUACUUUCUGCACCGUUCUUUGGACUGCCUUCCUGAACUUCGUCGACAAUAGUCUGUACCCAACAGUCCUUGCGGACUACAGCGCGGCUCUGCUGCACCUCAACUUUGUUGAAAAAUCCAUAGUGAAGGUGGUUUUCUUGUGGACGUGCGCUGCAAUCAAUAUGGUGGGGGUCUACCUAGUUGGUGCACUUAGUGUGGGGGUGAUGUUGGUGACGCUGUUGCCCUUCCUUCUCAUGUUCCUGUUUCAACUUCCUCACGGUUUCAAUUGGGAACGGGUUGCGUAUGUGCCAGAGAAUAUAAACUGGGCUGUAUUUCUUCCUGUCGUUGCGUGGAAUUUUUCCGGUUUUGACAGUGCUGGCAACGUUAUUGAGGAGGUAAGUAAUCCAAACCCAACUUUCAUUCGAGCCCUUGUGUUGAUGAUUAUUUCCGCCUUGGCAACUUACAUCCCACCUAUUUUAGUGGGGGCAAGCGCCGAAGCACUGAAGGAUACACCCUUUGACAACUGGAACAAUGGAUUCUGGGUGAAGGUCGGGGAGGCGGUUGGCGGCUACGGCAUGGGUGUUGUUGUGAUGAUUGGUGGCACCAUCUCCACACUAGGACUCAUGACGACACUACUGACAACAACUUCACGCUCAUUGGCUGGAAUGGGAACACUCAAUGCCUUUCCGUUUAUCUCCAACUGGCUUGCGCGUUACCACACCAAGCGCGGCACACCAAUCAAUGCCAUAAUAGUCAACACAACAAUCACAUCCAUUCUGUCAGUAUGCCUCUCUUUCGAGACCCUUGUGGAGUUAGAUCAGGUUUUGUACUCGCUGCGCCUCAUCGCGAUUCUUCUUGUAUUCCUGCGACUACGAUUCACGCAGCCGUUGCUUGAGCGUCCCUACCACGCACCGGGAGGCCGAUUCUGGGCGCUGCUCUGGGGUGGCGUACCAAUUGCCUUUAGCAGUUGCCUCAUUCUGGUGUCGAUGUUGGGCAGCAUCAUGCUUUUCUGGAGUACCGUAGCUUUGGUAGUUGGGACUAUAGUUGUUUCAUUCUUUGGGGUGCGCCUCUUUAGACCGGAGGGAUUUGAGGGUAAACUUGUUGAGGAAUAUGAAGACGCUGAUAUGCAGACGUACGGAACGGUUCUGGAGUGCGAAUCGAAUGAGUGGCGCAAGACACACCCGCAUCACACUUUUAUUGAGCGUGGUGUGACACCAUAUCAUCCUGUUUGA
Molecule: messenger RNA, 1554 nt
Organism: Trypanosoma grayi
Lineage: Eukaryota; Euglenozoa; Kinetoplastea; Trypanosomatida; Trypanosomatidae
Product: putative amino acid transporter
Exons: 1
Coding region: 1-1554 (517 amino acids)
Biological process (GO): transmembrane transport
Cellular component (GO): membrane
Molecular function (GO): transmembrane transporter activity
Source: RefSeq, a predicted model, not a curated record